This is a messenger RNA of Amoebophrya sp. A120, 1746 nucleotides long. Lineage: Eukaryota; Dinophyceae; Syndiniales; Amoebophryaceae. The record is from the annotation of a GenBank genome assembly.
GUUUUCUCUGUUUGUCGCCAGUAACAGCUUUGAUCACAAUUGAUGGAAAUGGGCAUAGCGCCAUGAUCGAUUCAACGAUCAGACCGCGCGCGUCCACCAAAUUUAGAUGCUGGAUGAAAAAUGUACAUGAAUCAAUGAAAGCAGUGCGAUCCAUCUGUUGGCGCUACAAUGCGAAUGCCUGAAACCAACGAAAAAGUAAGAGAUCGGAUCUUACUUACCGUCACUGCGAGGCAACUGGCUGAGCCAGUGCUUGCGCAUUGUGAAUCCUAGGAAAUUGCAUGCAUCUUCAACAUCAUUUUUUAGUUCUAGACUUUAUUGACAUCAAAGGAUCAGUGCGGGUUUUGAUGAUCUUGAAAUUGACACACAUUUCAGUGAAUGUAGAUGAACGAGCCAGGGUGGAUUCAAAAAAUCUUCUGAUGUCUCCGCGAUAGAUCCGCCCACGGAAAAGAUCAUAUAGAUAUACCCCAGUAUGUGAUACAUCGAUCAAGAGUAACGUAAAAUCUUGAUCCAUUGGCUUUUUCUCCGCUCAAUAGACAGUGCCUCAGAUGAUGACCGCAAGCAUCAUCGAAAGUUGUUUCUCUCAUCUGCGCCUAUGUCUAGUACGACUGAUACUGAUCUAGCGAACUCUCUCUCUCUCUCUCUCUCUCUCUCUCAUAUUGAAAGAAGUUCUUUUUCUUCGUAUAAUUUCCGAGCAUCACCAUGACAGUACCUACCGCCCCUGCAGGAGCCUCUGGCAGCGCACCUUCAGUGGCCCCCAGUCACAAGGCCACCGCCACCACAACCACCACGAAUAUCCACCUGACCCUGAGCGAGGUCCCCAACGCGGAUGGCAGCGCGAUGUUCGGCUCUUCCAUCUGGAAUGGCCCACGGUUUCUGGCGGCCGUGUACGGCCCGUGUAAGAUCCACAAGGGACACUUACUACCGGAAAAGUUGAAGAUCGAACUGGUGUACAAGAGUUUUGGAGGUGGUUCGAAUUCGACGACCGCAUCGGCUGCAUCAGAAAGCCUCAGUAGAAAUCAAACCUCGUCUUUGUCCUCCACCGCCGCAGACCGUGUUGUGGAGGAGAAAUUGAAGGUGUUCCUGGAAAAUUUGCUCGCGACGGAAAAAUACGCCGGGUGUGGGAUCCGGGUGUUCGUCUACCCCAUGAUGUCUAUGUCAACAGCGGCAGUACUAGCAGGGUCAUCUACUUGUACUUCGCGACCACAGCACUCAGCGACAUUUUGCGGCCCGGAGCUGUUCAACUCGUUGACCUGCGCUUGUCUGCACGCGGGCUUAGAAUUUAGAAAUGGCACGCCGUUUUGCGUGUUGUCGACGACAAGUUUUAUCAACAGCGUUGAAGCAGAUAGUACUACAGAAGAUGUUGCUCGACAUGUUGGGACGAAGACGAACAAGCUGGCACGAGUGUUGGGAUUCGCGAAAGUGGCUACGUCGUGUAGCAGCAGAGAUGUAGAGGACGAAGCCGCAGCGACCGAAUCUGGUGCUGCGAAAAGGCGGAAACUGGAGCAGAAGGGCAAUAAGCUAGGUUCGGAAGAAGAGGUGAUAACCGAAAUGGAUUCGGUUGUCUUCGGGGGACAAGAAUCGGAUGAAUCUGCAUUAAGCGUCGACGAAACCGAACCACCAGCAGCUUCAUCAACCGAAGCAGAUGCGAAGAAACUUCUGAAAAGGGCAAGGAAACAAGCAGACAGCAUUCGGGAGCAAGUUCGUGCAGUUUUUCAAAAACACUUCGAGAAAAACCUUCCGGCGUGA